AUGGUUCGUCUCUUUGAUUUCAAGUCAAACAAGCACUUCGUUGCUUCCUCUGACAAAAGUACCCUCAAAGUCUACGAGUUGAGCAACCCAACCAUUUACCCUUCUUACAUCCGAAAGGCUCACUGGAAGGAAGUUGGCAACAUCAUUCCCCGUGAUCACUAUGAUAGUGAUGAAGGUGACAACUAUAGUAGUUCAGGAACGAAUGAGUCAUCCUACGACGGGAUGAUGUUCUUCGACGGUCAGGCAGAUAUCAAGGGAAGGGAGGUCCUGACCAAGCUGGCCCAGCACCUGGCUCGGCUGCGACUGAUGGUGAGCCCACAAGGGCACUGUUUUCAGGAUGUCACCGAACUGGGGGAACACAAAGACUUUGGAAUUCACUAUCUCCGACUGAACGAUCUUUUCAACUAG
Messenger RNA from Linum tenue, 408 nucleotides. The record is from the annotation of a GenBank genome assembly. NCBI's taxonomy places the organism in Eukaryota, Viridiplantae, Streptophyta, Magnoliopsida, Malpighiales, Linaceae.